AAGGGCAGCCGGAAGCCCCUCCGUGGGUCCGGGCCGUUGACGGAGUGGCUGUUCGUGACCGUCACGCUCGCAUCUAUUCCCACGCGCAGCCUCCAGUCGCAGCAUGGCGUCCGAAGAACUUGCCAAGAAGCUGCAGUCGCGGUUCGUUGCCAUGGAGGACACAGAACCGAGGCCCGAACUCAGCCCGGCCCGGUCCACACCGCGGGAGCCCGAGCCCGACGGCGGAGAGGAGGGCUCCGAGCUGUCCGCCAAACUGCACCGCAGGCUGGACAUCAACGACGGGGCCGCAGUUCCGCGCGCGACCCGGGUCUUCAACCCCUACACCGAGUUCAAGGAGUUCUCCCGGCGGCAGAUCAAAGACAUGGAGGCCAUGUUCCGACGGUAUGACACGGGGAAGGACGGCUUCAUCGACCUGAUGGAGCUGAAGCUGAUGAUGGAGAAGCUGGGGGCUCCACAGACCCACCUGGGUCUGAAAAACAUGAUCAAAGAGGUGGAUGAAGACUUUGAUGGCAAGCUGAGCUUCAGAGAGUUCCUGCUGAUCUUCCGCCGGGCAGCAUCUGGAGAGCUGCAGGAGGAGAGCGGUCUGAUGGCACUCGCCAGGCUGUCCGAGAUCAACGUGUCCACAGAGGGAGUGAUGGGGGCCAAGGACUUCUUUGAGGCAAAGGCGCAGGCUCUGUCUCAAGGCAGCAAAUUUGAGGCUGAAAUUCGUGAGGAGAAAGAGGAGCAGAAACGACAGGAGGAGGAGAAAAAGCAGCGACAAGCCGCCUUCAAGCAGCUGCAGUCCACCUUCUGCUCGUGACUGUCAGACGGCGGCGCCCCUGAACACCACGCUCUGGUGUCAGACGUAGCUUCACCCCACGCACAGCCCCUCCCCACGGUUCAAGUAGACCCCGCCCUGUCCUUCAGAAAAUGGGCAGCUAAACCUCUGCUUCCCCUCACAACGGCUCUGGGGUCUCGCUCUGACGUGUACUUCAUGUCCUGCUGCCUGUGAAGCAUCUUAACGGCAGCCGUGCUCUGUGUCACAGCAUGUCGUUUUAACCUUUGAAUUUAACCAAGUUAGCCUCCUGAAGCAGGGAGCUGGGAGAACUAUGUGAGCUAAGUCCUCACAAAACCGGAAGAACAAACAGAGACGGUUCAGAGACGGUUCUUUGGUGAUCAAUACAGUUCUUUGACGAUCCAGAGACGGAUCUUUGACGGUUCCUUGGUUCUCUAGAGGCGGUUCUUUGGUGAUCAGAGACGGUUCUUUGGUGAUCAGAGACGGUUCUUUGGUGAUCAGAGACGGUUCUUUGGUGAUCAGAGACGGUUCUUUGGUGAUCCAGAGACGGUUCUUUGGUGAUCAGAGACGGUUCUUUGGUGAUCAGAGACGGUUCUUUGGUGAUCCAGAGACGGUUCUUUGACGGUUCCUUGGUUCUCUAGAGGCGGUUCUUUGGUGAUCAGAGACGGUUCUUUGGUGAUCAGAGACGGUUCUUUGGUGAUCCAGAGACGGUUCUUUGGUGAUCAGAGACGGUUCUUUGGUGAUCCAGAGACGGUUCUUUGGUGAUCAGAGACGGUUCUUUGGUGAUCCAGAAACGGUUCUUUGGUGAUCCAGAGACGGUUCUUUGGUGAUCCAGAGACGGUUCUUUGGUGAUCAGAGACGGUUCUUUGGUGAUCCAGAGACGGUUCUUUGGUGAUCCAGAGACGGUUCUUUGGUGAUCCAGAGACGGUUCUUUGGUGAUCCAGAGACGGUUCUUUGGUGAUCCAGAGACGGUUCUUUGGUGAUCCAGAGACGGUUCUUUGGUGAUCCAGAGACGGUUCUUUGGUGAUCAGAGACGGUUCUUUGGUGAUCCAUAGACGGUUCUUUGGUGAUCCAGAGACGGUUCUUUGGUGAUCAGAGACGGUUCUUUGGUUCUCUCGAGGCAGUUCUUUGGUGAUCAGAGACGGUUCUUUGGUGCUCCUGCGAUGGUGUCAUGGGGAGCCACCUGUGCUCUGUGGUGGGUUUCUUUGGUUUUUAGCCUGAAUGCUCCACACAGGGGAGAUGUGUUAAAACGACCAACCAGGAAGUGUCCUGCUGCUCCUCCAGAGCUGCAUCAGUGAUACAGUUACUUGUUCCAGUGAAGGAAAUGGGCUGGUCGCUUACAUUAGGAGAACAGGAGGUGGCUCCUCCCAGUCCCCACAGCUCGCUGGGCAAAGAGGGAGCCCGUUGCUAUGGAGAUGUUGGCAGAAUUGAUCUGAACAGUGAAGCAAUGAACCCCCACCAUUGAUAAUUAGGUAUUUUUCAAUCAAAAAAGUCCAGCUGACUGACACUUCUUUGAGUUUCCUGCGAUGUCUGUCUACUGUGGCCUGAACUGUCCGGAAGUGUCUGGCUGUCUUCCACGUGUGCUCCCACCGGCACGUCACCACUAACCCUGAAGCUACCGCACGCCGGCCGUGUGUGGCGCCUUCAAGAAUGGGCUGUUGAACAGGCUUUUAGCAUACGGUGUUCAAACAGGUCUGUCACUACCCGGUACCAGCGCAUGUACUCACAGUUGGAAGAGGCUUUGGCAAAAUGAUGAAGCGGUGCAAAUCUGAUGAAUCUUGUUCCAGGCUUUGUCUUUCCCAGCUCUAUUCUGAGAUGUAAAAGACGUGGAGUCAUAGAAUUCCAGCCGGACACAAACUUCAUUGUUUAGAAAAGGACACUGUCCUUACGUCACUACCAAAGCCGAGUCCCUGAUUGGUCAGAGUUUAACUGGUUUCACUGUUAGUUCCGAUGCUGUGCGAUUUGUACGAAGAGCCUGAAAACAGACUUCAAAUCUUGGGGAGCUACGCAUAAAUGCACGAGUUUUGAACGCGGAAGCCUGAAAUGUGCAUCUAUACGCAUAGACUUUUUAAAGGAAGCAGCCGCUCAACCGCACCUUUCCCAGCCUGCAGUGAACGCAGCAUUACUAGGAGUUUUUGUUGGCAGUGCUUGUUAUUUACAGAUAGAUUUUGUUUAUGUUCUCACAAACGCCACAAUCCAACUUCCAGUGGUAAAUUUAGCCUUUUUUAACAGCCAAAAUAUUCCCAAAAUUGAGAUCAAGCUGUUUUUAUGUCAUACAAGAAAAGCUAAAGCUAAAUCCACAAAGAAAGUAAAGACAAAGUGAAAAGUGUCUAAACAGAUGGGUGAAGCUCAAAGUUCCAUGGUUUUACUCCAAAGGGUUUCACCAUCGAGUGUCAUGAGUCGUUGGAAACAAACUAUUUCAAAGCUCAGAACUUUUUUGAAAGCUUGUUAAAUUAGGAACUAAAAUAAUGCAAAUGGGGGGGGGGUUGUCCCUGCAUUAUUGUAAAGUGAAACUCAGCGCUGAGUUUAAAGACCACUGAUGACAGGAAGCCAGAGCCGUCUCUGGUUCUGGUCCAAUGAAACCAGAAGAACCGUCUCUGUUUGAUGAUGUGAGCACAUUCCGGACUCUGCGGGACUCCGCCCCCUCAGGCCACAUGACCUCCAAGCAUGUCGUCUCCAGCACGUUUGCUGUUGGUUCCUGCUGUGAUCCUGUCCUCGUGUCUUCCUGUUUGUCCUGCAAGGAUUCUGGUGUUUGCUGCAGGUCUUCUGCGCUCAGAGGGAACAAGUCCGCUCUGUUGACUGACCGGCUCCUCGGGUGGAAACUGGGAAGCCAAGAACCGGAUCAGCACUUUCCAGCAUUCCUGUGCGCUCAGUGUUCACACAUACGUAGCAGCUACUUUAACUUACCUCUGCAGUGUUCUUUGUGAGAAGAAGUGAUGUCUUUUGGUUCCAAUCGUUUACAGUGUUAGUAGUUUUAGUAGGGACUGAAAUGUUGCCAAAUCUAACAAAAGUGAAGGAAAUCUAUUUUUUUGGCAGUUGUAUAGAUGUGUUGUUCUGCUCCCAGUGGAAUGGAAAUCUGUAACUUUAUUAAAGUACUGAUGACGUCA
This is a messenger RNA of Oryzias latipes (Japanese medaka), 3882 nucleotides long. RefSeq names its product EF-hand domain family, member D1 (gene efhd1). Gene Ontology annotation, molecular function: calcium ion binding. The record is from RefSeq and is a predicted model, not a curated record. Lineage: Eukaryota; Metazoa; Chordata; Actinopteri; Beloniformes; Adrianichthyidae.